Messenger RNA from Hyaena hyaena (striped hyena), 861 nucleotides. RefSeq names its product C-type lectin domain containing 5A (gene CLEC5A). Bases 199 to 753 code for a protein of 184 amino acids. Gene Ontology annotation, molecular function: virus receptor activity. Gene Ontology annotation, biological process: innate immune response. The transcript is spliced from 7 exons. The record is from RefSeq and is a predicted model, not a curated record. NCBI's taxonomy places the organism in Eukaryota, Metazoa, Chordata, Mammalia, Carnivora, Hyaenidae.
CGCUUACCAGGAAGAAGUGUUUGCACGGGGAUGCUGCCAAGAUAUACUAAACACUGUGUGAAGAAGGAAGAACGGUGCUUGAACAGAAGGAGCAGAUUCUCUGAAGGUGCCUCUGCCCGCCACACCAAGUUUAAGACCCCCACCUGAAAACUAGGCCAGCCUUCCCAAGAGAAAGCAGGUCUUCUCAUCUCCUUCAUUAUGAAUUGGCAUAUGAUAAUCUAUGGGCUUAUCAUAGUGGUGCUUAAAAUGAUUGGAAUGAUCUUUUUCCUGCUUUAUUUCCCACAGAUUUUUGGCGGAAGUAAUGUCAGCUUCCUUCCCACAGAGAGCUAUGGAACAGUCCCACAGACUUUUGGGAGCAGUAAUGUCACCAUACUUCCCACACAGAGCUAUGGAACAGUCUGCCCCAACAGGUGGUAUUUUCAUCAAGGAAAAUGCUUUUGGUUGUCCCCUUUUGAAAUGUCUUGGAAUGAAAGCAGGGACUUUUGCAAAACAGAAGGAUCCACUUUAGCCAUUGUCAACACGCUAGAGAAACUGAAAUUUCUGCAGAACAUAAUUGGUGCUGAGAAAUAUUUUAUUGGCUUAUACCAGGAUACAGAGAAAAGAUGGCGUUGGAUCAACAACUCCCCAUUCAAUGGCAACAUUACCAGUCAGCAAGAAAACUUCAACUGUGUGACCAUAGGCCUAACAAAUACAUUCGAUGCUUCAUCAUGUGACAUCAACUUGCGCUGGAUCUGUGAGAAGCUGGUCAAAUGAUAGGAGUUCUCUGUGGCCUCUGACAAGAAAAACACACUUGUGGAGAAAGCAAGAAGAAUAUAAUUGGGAUUGGUACAGGAAAUACAGAACAUCAAAUUACUGUGUCCA